AUGGCUUUCAACAAGAAAUACGCCGGUCUUCCAGAUCUGGAUCUCGCACCCGACAUUUAUGAAACCCCGGACUUAACAGAUGAAGCUUCCACUGUCCCGACAACGACAAUACGCACCGUAUCCAACGCUGACGAUGUACCUUCAGAUUCCGAUAUUGACCAAGACCACGUCAAUGCGGACGAAGCUCGCGCGCAUUUUCUCGGAGCCACCGUCGACGCCCGCAAUGUGAACUUCUCGGACAGCAUUGCUACGAAGCGGAAAUCAUACAGGAGCAAGAGCCGACGGCGGAGGAACAAUGCCGAAGGCGAAGAGAGCGAUAGCGAAACCUUGAGCUUGGAGAGGAAGCUCGCGCGUCUCCAGCGAGAGGUAGAGGAGUUGAAAGAUGAGAUGGCUGCGUCUGAGAAGCCGGAGGCGGAAUCGAACGGCGCCGCAGAUGAAGCCAAGGAUACACUAGACGACGGGGUCGAGAAGCUAAGCCGAGCACUGGAUAACCUGUAUGCCUCGUCGCGCGGGGUGUCUCAAGCUCAUUCCGCGGCCGCGUUGAUAUCACAGAAGCUUGCGUCCAGUUCCUCGACCCUGCCCUCUGAAGCGACUGGCUCGCAAACAAAGUCCGCAGAAAUUGACCCCGACACUGAAACCGCCGGCAUAUUAUCCCACGCCGCAGCCUUCGACGCCCGGCUCGCCCUGAUCGAAUCGGCCAUGGGAAUCUCCACCUCCUCAAACCCAUUCCUCUCAGAAGGAGCCUCUGACCCCCCGCUCCAACCCGUCCUCCCAGCUCUCGACCACCUAACAGCCCGCAUCUCAUCCCUCAUGACCCUCCUCGUCGGCCCGAGCCCCAUUCCCACGGCGCCGACAACCGGCACUACUCCUGCAUCGACCACGACGACAAUGUCCACCCCGCACCUUGAAAUGCUCUCUGCGCGCGUCAGAAAGCUCACAACAGAUGCCGAGAACCUAGCGCAAGCCCGCAAACGUGCCUACGACGCCGCCAAAACCGCGCAGACUGCCCGAAUCGGCCGUACGACGUCCGACCUUACCAUCGCGUCUCCCAUCGAACCUGAACAAUCCGCAGCCCAACGCGACGAGCAGGCGACCAAGAUUCAAGCCCUCUAUGCUACCCUCCCAAUCAUUCAGUCCCUUCACCCAAUCCUUCCCAGUGUCCUGGAGCGCCUGCGCUCUCUCCGCGCCAUCCACGCGGGCGCCGCACAAGCUUCCGAAUCACUAGACGAGCUGGAAAAGCGCCAGGCUGAGAUGGCGGGAGAGAUCGAGCAGUGGCGGGAGGGACUAAAGACCGUUGAAGAGAAGAUGAGCCAGGGCGAGGCAGCGCUCAGGGGUAACAUCGAGCUGGUUGAGCCGUGGGUUCGAGAUCUGGAGAAGAGACUGGAGCGGUUAGAGACGGGGAAUUGA
This is a messenger RNA of Aspergillus calidoustus, 1407 nucleotides long. The record is from the annotation of a GenBank genome assembly. NCBI's taxonomy places the organism in Eukaryota, Fungi, Ascomycota, Eurotiomycetes, Eurotiales, Aspergillaceae.